CUGGAUGUAGAGGUGGGAUUGCGAGAAUCGAAAGGUUGGUGAGCCCACACGCUCAGCUUCCCAGAAAGUACGUUUAGCAAUAAUUUACUAUUCUCUUCCUCACGCGCUCUGCUCGGUCGAAGGCUACAUGGUUUCUGGAAGUGUACAAUAAGGGUUUUCUCCCUUCUUUUGCCGUCAAUCUCUACGACAGGCUUGGAGAAGGGGCGCUCGGACAGUGGAAGCCCUCCCCUCCGCUCGGAUCUGCCUUGGUAGUUUACAGGUUGGAAAGAUGUGGAUGAGGGCUGAAGUCUAGAGCCAAGGGCAUUGGGGUCUGCCUGCCAUUGGCUCACCAGUUUGCUCAUUAAGGGGAGGCUCCACCCUUACCUGGGUACUGACCAGACUGAGAGUGCUGCCUGGCUCCUCCCUCAUCAGCCCCCGUCCCCUCCCCAACCCCGCCCCCCUUCCCACGCACAUACCCCAGGCUGGACCAUGUCUGGCGGACAGUCAGAGGGCAGCCGUACACCCAAGGCCCAGGACAAGGACAAGGACCAGGACCUGGACAAGCACAUCUGCCGGGAGGACAGUCCAGUCGUGGAACGGCGCAACCGGAGCGGCAUCAUCAGCGAGCCCCUCAGCAAGAGCCUAAAGAGGUCUCGCACCCUCUCACAAUACACUGCCGCCCAUCCCCAGACUGCCAACGGACUGAAACACAACGGCCAGGCCAAGAACCACGCGGAAAAGCCCCAGCCCGCCCAGCAGCAGCAGCAACAGCUACCUUCCGCCUCGGCCUUGGUGCCGAGCAAGCUGGACCGGACCCUGGAACAGGUGCUGGAGGGACAGAAUGGCCUGUUGCACUUUGCCCAAGCAGCUGCACUGCUUAAGCGGGCGGGCAUGGAGCACAUGCUUCUGCCAGGGGGCAUGGGAGUGGGCAUAGGAGGGGUGGGGGGCGAGGUGGGAUCGGUUGACCUGGAGGGAGCGGCAGUGGCCGACACAGUCGGAGGUCACACAGACUUCCCGUACGGCAUGGGCGGAGGCUUCCCCUUCAAUCCCGGCCUCUUCAUCAUGACGCCCGCCGGAGUCUUCCUCACUGACAGUGCACUGCACAUGGCCGGCUUGACGGAGUACCCUGUGCAAAGUGAGCUGGCCUCCGCCAUUAGCUCCGGGAAGAAGAAAAGGAAACGCUGUGGCAUGUGCCCACCUUGCCGGCGCAGGAUUAACUGCGAGCAGUGCAGCAGUUGCCGGAACCGCAAGACGGGCCACCAGAUCUGCAAAUUUCGCAAGUGCGAGGAGCUCAAGAAGAAACCGUCUGCUACACUGGAGAAGGUGAUGCUGCCGACGGGAGCAGCGUUCCGGUGGUUCCAGUAGGACUGUGACCUCUGAACUCCACCCAAAGCUCUGUUAUCAAGUGCAAUGCCAACUCUCGCUUGGAUCAUCAUCUCGGGCACCAACACUGGCUGACAAACACAAACUACAUGAAAAAAGAGAGAAACACAAGACAAAUAUGAAAAAAAGUCAUCACAAGAUACAGAACAAUACAGCAACAAUACAAAAUGAAUCAAACAAUUAAUGGAUGCACCUACUUAUUCCUUGAACCAAAAAUUAAACAUAAAUAAAAAUAUUUAUGGCAACUUUCAUUCCCUUUUAUAUGUUUCCAUUUUGGUACCUUUUGUCCAUUUUUCCAGCAGAUUUUUUUCUGUGGCUUAGACAAGGGAACUGUUCAUUGACAAACAGAAAUGGCGGACUCAGUGUGGACAAUCAACAAAAUUUCUGUGUUUGGUGUUAAUGUUGUUCACGUGUGGAAAGAUACUUGUGUAGAGAAUGUACAUUUUAUGGCUAUAUUUUAAAAUUAGUGGCUAAUGGCAAGCACUAUUGUAAUUUAGGACCAUUGUUCUUACUUAAAAACUCUGUAUUUUAUGAUUGUUUUCCUUUGUUUUUAGUUUGAUUUAAAUGUAUAGUUUUGAAAACUGAUCAAUGUCUGUCUUUCAAGGGAAAAGUAAAUAUUCAGAAAUAUACAAAUCUAGUUUUCUGAAUUGAACAAGAACAAAUAUGCAUUAUGAAAAACCCUAAUCCAGCAACAGUGUAAUUGAAACAUAAAAAUGCCAUUGUUUCUCUAGGGUUGUUACUACUGGAAGCUCCAAACAUAUAGUAACAUUUAGUUUUUUCUGUUUUACUGUACUGGCAGUCUUUUGUUCUAUUAUGCCAGAUUGCAUCAUAUCACAUCAUGUAAUAUCACGUGACAUCACAUUUCAUAGGGAUCUGUUAUGUCACGUGAUAUUACGGAUUGUCAGAUUAUUGUGUUCUCAGUGUUCAGGUCUGAUUUUAUAAGGAGCCCUCCACAGCACUUGCUUGGCUCAAUUGAACGCACUGAAAGAAAUAACUUUUUGUUUUGUUUUUGUUUUUUCAUGACAUUGCCAUUAGUGACAUCUUUUAAAAAAGAGCAGCAAUGUUUGUAUUGGAUUAGAACUAUGGGCUGGUUUUGUGAAUAAAAACAAAUGCAUGUAUUUGUGUCAAAGAUUUACAGCUCCGACGUCCGUCUAUUUGCAUGUUUUUUAAGAAACAGCAUCAAACUUACAAAAAAAUAAAAAAUAACAAUGUGGAAAUGUUCGCAAAUCAUCUAGGUUGAUCCAAACCGUAAAAUAAAGCAAUGGGACAAGAUAUUUUCUUUUGAGAUCAACAUGUUUCACCAAGAGUCUUUACUUUCUUUUCUCAUCACAACAUGAAAAAUUAGAUCUUGAUGUAUGAAACAUUUGAUAGUAUAAAAAUGACAGUGAAGAUGCACUGAAGACUGUGGAAUGAAGUCCUGCUGGGACUGUCUGUGGCCCAUUGAUCUUACAACUCUAAUAUCACUUGCAUUCCUUCUUAAGAUACCAUCUGACAUUUAAAGGUAAAAACA
Messenger RNA from Myxocyprinus asiaticus (Chinese sucker), 2872 nucleotides. RefSeq names its product CXXC-type zinc finger protein 5-like. Bases 469 to 1344 code for a protein of 291 amino acids. Lineage: Eukaryota; Metazoa; Chordata; Actinopteri; Cypriniformes; Catostomidae. The record is from RefSeq and is a predicted model, not a curated record. Gene Ontology annotation, molecular function: zinc ion binding; methyl-CpG binding. Gene Ontology annotation, cellular component: nucleus. The transcript has 3 exons.